Molecule: messenger RNA, 1845 nt
Organism: Fonsecaea pedrosoi CBS 271.37
Lineage: Eukaryota; Fungi; Ascomycota; Eurotiomycetes; Chaetothyriales; Herpotrichiellaceae
Exons: 1
Coding region: 1-1845 (614 amino acids)
Source: RefSeq, a predicted model, not a curated record
AUGCCAGCGACACACAAACGAAAGCAAUCAACGGAUACCCAAUCCCAAUCAGAAAGGAAACGGGCGAAGUUUGUUGAUAAAGAAGCCGGUGCCAAUGUGCCUCCCAAUUCCACCCGCGCCUUGCCUCCUGAUGCCCUCAGGAUUGCUGGAUCCUCGCCAAACGACUCCCCAUCUUUCCUGCCCACACCACCAGAGCAGAAAAUGGAAGACUCAGAAAUGAGACAGGUGGAAUCUCCGCAGCAAGACGCGGAUGCAGCGAGGCUGCAGUCGAUCCGGAACGUCAUUCAGACGCAGAUCAGUCUUGAAAUUCUACUGAAGCACAACGAACUACGACUCAUCGACCAAGAAAUAGCCAGAUCCCAAGCCUCGUUAGAGCAAUUGCGUCGCUGCAAGGAGAUUCCUUUCCCGGCAACGCAACAUCUUUCUAUCGGUGUCAGCAAUGGAACAGGCCCAGCUCUACGCAGUUCCUUCCCACCUCCACUACCCCAGUCACCCGCGCCUUGGGGGGUUCAAGACGGCCCUUACUCACGGCACUAUGCGAAAUGGUUACUGUCUGACCCCCGUUUCGACGGCGGUGAACAAGAACCCAUCGCUAUCACACCUGUUGGUAAAUCUCCCAUGAAGUUCAGAUCUCAAACAAGAGGCCAGUUUGCAGAAGGACCGCAAUCGUCAAGCCAAGCUCGUGCGCAGCGGAGUGGCAAACUAAAAUCUUUGCCUGCAGGGUACGGGCAGCCGAAGGAGAAGGCAACCGGUCCGAUGAUUAUCAAGAGGAAAUCCGACGGAGCGACUGUGAAACUAGUCUGUCCGGACUGUGGUCGGUUUGACUUCGGGAGUGCCCAAGGUUUCAUCAAUCAUUGCCGGAUUGGCCACGGACGGAGCUUCGCCAGCCAUGAUGCUGCGGCAGAUGCCUGCGGAGAACCGGUUGAAGUGGACGAGACUGGAGCUAUGAUCGGUGUUGAACCGACUGUGACACCCGUUGCAGGCAAUGUCCAUCCUCUAAUCCGUUCAGCUAAACUUCUGAUCCCCACACCUCCUCGAACAUCUCAAACCACGCCCAGCACAACCCCUACAACAGGAAGUGUCAAGAGAACACAAGUGUCACCCGAUUUCAGGGGAUCUGCCUUGACGCCGAACCUGUCCGAGCUUGUCAAGGCUAGAGGACUAGGAAUUGAUCUUCAGGAAAUGGUCCUGGACGCGAAAACGAAAGUUGAAUUGCCGGAAUCUGAUUCGGAGGACGAUGAAAUGGAGAUUGACAUUCCCAUGCAGCAUACUGGCCAAGGCCGACACCCACAAGUUGCGGGCAGCAAACAACCACCGAAACCUACCAAGUCUCCAAUGUCAUCUCCAUUGUUGAACUCCAGUAUGCUGAGAUCCACCACUAACUUACGAGGGGUGCCACAAUACGAUGGCGCCGACGACAAGCCUACCCAGCACCGGCCACGUGGAAUGACUCUGCCGAUGAACGGUGCCACAUCGUCUGAUAUUCAUCCCUCGGAUCCCUCACCUACCAGUGAAUCGAACCAGGCACCAAGUCUGGUGGAUGAUGACGAAUUUGAGCCACACUCGCCAAGUAGCAGCUCUGCAUCUGAUGAGCAUGACGACAACGAAGUUGAAUUUGAAGUUCAAGGCGAUGACGAUGACGCACGAAGCGUUUUGCGAGGGCCGGAUUUUCAGCCAAGCUGUACUCAAGCAGUCAGACCUCCGACACACACUCGGCGAGCUUCGGCGAUUCGUAGACAUGGUGAAGAAAGGGAAGAGAAACAUGUCACUUUUGUGAGUCCGAGUCCAGCUCGCGACAUGCCGGAUACCCGCCUUGGUGGAGAUCGAAAGAGAAGGAAGGCCUAG